Ascochyta rabiei is the source of this 3771-nucleotide messenger RNA. RefSeq lists its product as uncharacterized. Gene Ontology annotation, biological process: piecemeal microautophagy of the nucleus; maintenance of cell polarity; endocytosis. Bases 1 to 3771 code for a protein of 1256 amino acids. NCBI's taxonomy places the organism in Eukaryota, Fungi, Ascomycota, Dothideomycetes, Pleosporales, Didymellaceae. The record is from RefSeq and is a predicted model, not a curated record. The transcript has 4 exons. Gene Ontology annotation, cellular component: intracellular membrane-bounded organelle; cytosol; nuclear envelope. Gene Ontology annotation, molecular function: protein binding; sterol binding.
AUGGAAGGGCACAAGCGCUCCAAGUCGCAGAACGUCAAGCACAUGCUGAAGCGCGUCACCUCCAAAACGGAAGGCCCCCCGGCGCCGCCGUCUGCAGAAGGCAGCACCACCAACACGGCCGGCAACUCGCCGCCCAACUCGUCGCAAGCUUCCCUGAGCUCUCCAGUGACGAGCCACCAGCGCAGCCUCUCCAAGAAGCUGCCUGCAAAUAUGCCCGCCGCCAUGUCGACGGCCGGCGGCUCCAGUGAGGGCAACGGCAGCAGCGCCCAGCAGCACCCCGCAGCCCCAGCGUCGCCUACGAUCAAAGGUGGGUCGAUCGAGCAGUCGGUCAAGCUGUUCCGUGUCUUCGAGUCGCUGCGCAACGGCGACACGGCCGCCAUCUCAAAGGCUAUCCGCGAGCAGUCGGCGCCGGGCGACAGCGAAGGCGGCAGGCCGUCCCUGCAGCUGCCCAAUACGCGCACCGAGGGCACUUCAAUUCUGCACCUAGCCAUUCAGUGCGCCGAGCUGCCCGUCAUCGAGUUCGUCCUGUCCAACGCAACAGCCACGCCGGACUCGCCCGUCGAUGUUAAUGGCCGUGACCGCGACGGCAACACACCCCUCCACCUUGCAGCCACCCUGGGUCGCGCUCCCGUAGUGCGAAUCUUGCUCGAUCAAACGGGCAUCAACGACUCCAUCACAAACUACAGCGGCCAGACCCCUCUAGACCUCGCUCGCACCCCAGACAUCUUCCAACAGCUGCAGCUGGCCCGCUCCAUCUUCAUUGACACAAACGUAAAGAGGAUACAGCAGCUGGUGGGCGCUGGCGACCUGGACACCUUGGAGACAGUGCUGCAAGAUGCGCGCAUUCAGAGCACACUGGACGUCAACGGUGGGGAGCUCUCGACCGACCCUGUUGUCAUCGACGCUGGUGGCACGCUACUACACCAGGCAGCCAAGAACAAGGACGUGAAGCUGGCUCAAUUGUUGCUGCUGAACGGCGCAGACCCGUUCCGUCGUGACCGUAAGGGCAAGCUUCCACAAGACUACACCAAAGACGACCGCACGCGUGCCAUCUUGAAGCGCUCACCCGCCGCCGCCGCCGCUCAGCGAGGUAUCCAAGAAAAGACCAUUCUUGCUGGUCAACCGCAGCCCGGAGCUUCGUCUGAGAGUGGCAUGGGCUCCAAAGAAUCGCGCGAAAUGAAGGGCUACCUUAAGAAGUGGACCAACUACACGAGCGGCUACAAGCUACGAUGGUUUGUGCUGGAAGAUGGUGUGCUCAGCUACUACAAGCAUCAGGAUGACACUGGCUCUGCAUGCCGUGGCGCGAUCAACAUGCGCAUCGGCACGCUUUAUAUGGAUCCACAAGACAAACAGCGCUUCGAGAUCCAGGGCAAAUCUUCAGUCAAGUAUCACUUGAAGGCGAAUCAUCAAGUGGAGGCAAAGCGCUGGUACUGGGCUCUGAAUAACGCCAUUCAGUGGGCCAAGGACGAGGCUCGCGAAGAAGAGAAGCGCGCGACACAAGACCAACAGGCGUUGAAGCAAGCUAAAGUGGAGCUACUUUCCAAAGAGGGCGAUUCUUCGAGCCUUAGCAGCUCGAGAAUGGCAGGAUCCAGGAACUUGGUUCCUCCCUCCCCCAACAACCUGGGUAUACCGCUCACCAGCAUCGACACGUCGCGUACCGCUGUGUCGUACACAGAAGACCCUGGAAGCGCAUACGAGCCUAGUCUUGGUGCUCAUGAGUUGGGCAGGUACUCCAGCCAUCUCGGCGCUCCCACGGUUGAUGACGAUGAUGACGAUGACUUCAACGACGACGACAGUAGUCGUGAAGCGAAGCCGCACAACAAGGAUGCGUUCAAUAUCACAGCUCAGUCCGCGAAGCUCCAGCUCGACCUGCUGACUUCAGUCUCUUCUGCGUUACAGGCCGAGAAGGCUAAAAAUCCUACCAUGCAAAUCGCUGACCCUGCUAUGCUGCAAGCCUUAGUCUCCUAUGAGUCCGCCAUCGGCAACCUCAAAGGGCUGAUUGGGGACCUGCUACGUAUAUCGAGGGACCGCGACGCUUACUGGCAGUAUCGCCUUGACCGCGAGGCCAAUGUACGUCGCAUGUGGGAAGACAGCAUGGCGAAGGUCGCUCGGGAGCAGGAAGAGCUCGAGCAGAAGAUUGGCGAGUCUGAGGAAAAGCGACGCAAGACGAAGAAGGCGUUACGAGAAGCUCUCGAGGACUACGAAGGACCAGGACCGGCCAACAAGGACGUGGACGAGUUUGUCGAGGCGCCUGAAGAUGGCGCACAGCAGCAAGAGCUGGCCCGACCAAAGCCUAGCUUUUCUGGCCAAGUCAAAAGGAAAGCUACUCUUGCUGACCUUGCAGCGGAUAUCUCCGACUCUGAAUCGGAAGAUGACGAGGAGUUCUUCGAUGCUGUAGGCGCUGGCGAGGUCGAGGUUGUAGAGAUGCCUGGGCUGCACCAAAGCGAAGAGACAAAAACACCAGAUGCACCAUCUGUUGGCACUUCCGGAGAUGUCUUUGAACAGAAGCUUGCCGAGAUUGCCACAGGGUUCAAGGGUUACGAAGACGGGCCACGACAGAAGCUCGCCAUGGAUGCUGAUGACAGACCCAAGAUCUCCCUCUGGGGUAUCCUCAAGUCUAUGAUCGGUAAAGACAUGACGAAGAUGACACUGCCUGUGUCCUUCAACGAGCCCACGUCGCUUUUGCAACGUUGCGCUGAAGACAUGGAAUACACUGACCUCCUUGACAUUGCCGCUGAGCGCGCUGACUCUAGCGAACGGAUGCUUUACGUUGCUGCCUUCGCUGCCUCCGAGUAUGCCUCGACUAUUGGCCGCGUCGCUAAGCCCUUCAACCCUCUCCUUGGCGAAUCGUUCGAGUAUGCUAGGCCGGACAAAGGCUUCCGCUUUUUCAUCGAACAGGUCAGCCACCAUCCACCCGUCGGCGCUGCCUACGCAGAAGCGGCAAAAUGGGACUAUUACGGCGAGUCUGCUGUCAAGUCCAAAUUCUACGGCAAGUCGUUCGACAUCAACCCACUUGGCACCUGGUUCCUACGCCUCCGCCCCACCGCGAACGGUGGGAAAGAGGAACUGUAUACCUGGAAGAAAGUCACAUCCUCUGUUAUUGGUAUCAUCACGGGUAACCCUGUCGUCGACAAUUACGGUCCUAUGGAAGUCAAGAACUGGACCACGGGCGAAGUCUGCCAACUCGACUUCAAAGCCCGUGGCUGGAAAGCCUCGUCCGCAUACCAAGUCGUUGGCAAGGUACUCGGCGCCGAUGGUCGCGUUCGCUGGUCCAUUGGUGGUCGCUGGAAUGACAAGAUUUAUGCGCGCUUCACACCCGGGUUCGAGGACGCAGACAUUGACAAGGGCGGCAAAGCAAGCAAACACGACGAUAACAAAGCUUUCCUCGUCUGGCAGGCACACGAGCGUCCCACAGGUAUCCCAUUCAACCUUACACCUUUCGUUGUCACGCUUAACGACAUCAACGACAAACUGCGCCCUGUUGUUGCGCCGACUGAUACGCGACUGCGACCUGAUCAGAGAGCGAUGGAGGAUGGAGCCUACGAUUUUGCAGCGACGGAGAAGAACCGCGUUGAAGAAAAACAGAGGGCCACGAGGAGGAAGAGGGAAGAGCAGGGCGAGGAAUUCGUUCCCAAGUGGUUCACAAAGACGCGGGAUGCAACCACGGGUGAAGAGUUUUGGGAAUUCAAUCACCAGUACUGGAAGGUCAGAGACAGCGUUGCUAAGGGCGAGUCGACUUGGGAUCAGCACGGGUUAGAAGACAUUUUCUAG